Nematolebias whitei (Rio pearlfish) is the source of this 2012-nucleotide messenger RNA. It is a transcript of the gene nucb2a, whose product is annotated as nucleobindin 2a. Bases 60 to 1679 code for a protein of 539 amino acids. The record is from RefSeq and is a predicted model, not a curated record. Gene Ontology annotation, cellular component: extracellular exosome; endoplasmic reticulum-Golgi intermediate compartment. Gene Ontology annotation, molecular function: calcium ion binding. NCBI's taxonomy places the organism in Eukaryota, Metazoa, Chordata, Actinopteri, Cyprinodontiformes, Rivulidae. The transcript is spliced from 13 exons.
CGCGUUAGCACUGUCAACAGAUCCAGCUGAGAGGGAGCAACUGGAGGGAAGCUGGACAGAUGAGGUUUAAAAUUAAUUUUAAAAUGUGCUGGAGCCGGGUUGUUCUUGCCGGCUGGGCUGUCCAGCUGCUGCUGGGUCGGUUCGUCCAGGCGGUUCCGAUAGGAAUCGACAAAACCAAAGUGACAGAGCCAGAGAAACAAACCGAAGAGGUCCCACCGGCCAACGUGGACACUGGACUCCACUAUGACCGCUACCUCAGAGAAGUCAUCGAUUUUCUUGAGAAGGAUCAACAUUUCAGAGAAAAGCUCCACAACACAGACAUGGAAGACAUCAAGCAAGGUAAGCUGGCUAAAGAGCUGGACUUUGUUAGCCAUCACAUCCGAACAAAACUUGAUGAGCUAAAAAGACAGGAAGUGAACCGACUGCGGACCCUGAUCAAAGCCAAGCAAGACUUGGAAGGAGGCAAUGACAUAGCAGUGGACCACCAGGCUCUCCUGAAGCAGUUUGAGCACCUGAACCACAUGAACCCACAUACGUUUGAAGUGGAUGACCUGGAUCGGCUCAUUAAAUCGGCCACACAUGAUCUGGAGAACUAUGACAAAGAAAGACACGAGGACUUCAAGAAGUAUGAAAUGAUGAAGGAGCACGACAGACGGGAGCACCUGAAAACUCUGGAUGAGGAGGAGAGAAAAAAAGAGGAGGAGCACUAUGAAGAGAUGAAGAAGAAACAUGCUGACCAUCCUAAAGUCAACCACCCAGGCAGCCAAAAUCAACUCAAGGAGGUGUGGGAGGAAGCUGAUGGCUUGGACCCUGAAGAUUUUGAUCCAAAGACAUUUUUCAACCUGCAUGAUACUAAUGGAGAUGGCUUUUUUGAUGAGCAGGAGCUUGAGGCAUUGUUCACCAAAGAGCUGGAAAAAAUUUAUGACCCCACCAAUGAAGAGGAUGAUAUGGUAGAAAUGGAGGAAGAAAGGCUGCGCAUGAGAGAGCAUGUUAUGAAUGAGGUGGAUUCUAACAAAGACAGGUUGGUGUCUUUAGAUGAGUUCCUCGUUGCUACAAAGAAAAAAGAAUUUCUGGAGCCAGACAGUUGGGAGACUCUGGAGCAAAACCAGGCUUAUACAGAGGAGGAGAUGAGGGAGUUCGAGGAGCAUCUCACUCAACAAGAGCAGGACCUUAAUCAAAGAGCUGUUGACCUGCAAAAACAGAGAGAUGAGCUGGAGAGACAGCAGGACCAGCUCAAUGCACAAAAAAUGGAACUCCAGCAGGCCGUUCAACAUAUGGAACGACUUAAGUCGCAGAAUGUCGACUCCCUUCCAGAGGUUCACAUUGAAGGAAAUGAUUUCCCAGCGAUGCAUGCAGUUGACAACCAGCAGCAUGCAGAUCCAGGAGCUUAUCUGCCAGGACAUCAAGAUGUCCACACACAACUGGAGCAUCACCAGCAGCAGCCGGAGCAUCACCAGCAGCAGCCGGAGCAACACCAGCAGCAGCCGGAGCAUCACCAGCAGCAGCCGGAGCAUCACCAGCAGCAGCCAGAGCAUCACCAGCAGCAGCCGGAGCAUCACCAGCAGCAGGAGUAUCAUGUACAAAAUCAAGACAUACCUCAGCACAGCCUCCCUCAGACACAUCUGGAUGCACAACCAGCCCAUCAAGAAGUUGCACAUGGCCAGAACCACCUGCCAUAACGGUGCUGUCAAAACAUCACUAGACUUUUGCUGCAGUUCAAGUGCUGCGUGCAGAAGAGAUGUCCCACCUGAUCAGAAGACCACUUUAACCAGCUUUUCAGUUUUUAAACACAGAUUAGAUACCAUACCAUUUUAUUUAUAGAACACUUAAAACAGCUACAAGGCCAACCAAAGUGCUGUACAGACAGAACAACAGGUAACACACGAAGCAAAGAUGGUAAAAGAACAGUGACACAGGAAAUGUUUAAGUAAAACUUGAAUUACUAAAGGGAAUUAGAAUUUUUAAAUGACCCGCUGUAGACAUCAUCUUCUUUUGGCUUUUCCCUCUUCAGG